Molecule: messenger RNA, 735 nt
Organism: Rotaria sp. Silwood2
Lineage: Eukaryota; Metazoa; Rotifera; Eurotatoria; Philodinida; Philodinidae
Source: the annotation of a GenBank genome assembly
AUGUGGGAAGAACAACAGUUAAGUUUACUCUUUCGUGUACUACUUCGUGAUCCUCAUUUAUCAUUUAUUGAUGUCGGUGCUAACAUUGGCGUCUACACAAUGUUUGCUGCUGCUUUAAGACGUUUCACCAUAGCUAUCGAAUGUUUCAAGCCAAAUGUUAUUCGAAUUGUCAAAGCGGUUCAACUUGAACAUGUCCAAAAUCAUGUUGUGUUAAUCGAAAAUGCUAUUUUUUCAAAAUCAGGGCAAUUAGUUAAGUUAGAAUCCAUAUCUGAUAACAUUGGAAGUCAAGCUAUCAAGGGUAUCCUCUCGAUCAAUCAAUCCUUAAAUGAUCCGUUCAUUGCUAAAACAAUUCGAUUCGAUGAUAUUCUUCCUGUUUUACAGAAGAAUCACGUACGCAGUGCUAUAAUGAAAGUUGACAUCGAAGGUUCGGAGCAUCUUCUUUGCCAGACAGGUCAUACAAUAUUCGAGCAAUUCGACAUUCCUGUUAUUCAAAUGGAAUGGCAAUAUGUUCGUCGAUACAAGAAUCGAGCCGAGAUCAAAUUAAUCAUGGUUAUUCCAUCAUUUGAAGAUCUUAUAUUAAACGAAAUACUUGAAGUUGGAUCAUUACGCAUAGCAGCAUGCGAAAAAAGUAAUUUAUCACGUGAUAAACGAGAUUAUGACUUUGAAGAAAAAACUGCAGAUGUCUUGAUGGCAUAUGCUACUAUUUUCAUUUAUAAAAUAAUUAUUUUAAUGUAA